AUGGGAAUGGGACCACCGAUGCGAGGUCUACUACAGGUUUUCACCCGCCACGCCUCAACGCGACUUCGCCCACAGACAACCAGACCAUGCCUCAGCCUCGGUCGGUCGUCGUCACGUUACCUGUCAAGUCAGGGUCAAGGGAAGGCAGGCUUGAUCAAUAACAUCAAAGUACUUGAUCUCUCUCGAGUGAUUGCUGGUCCUUUUUGCGCGCAGAUCCUGGCAGACUAUGGCGCCACGGUCAUCAAAGUCGAGCAGCCUCAGAAAGGAGAUGAUCUCAGGCACUACAAGCCCCCAGUGGAAAAGGACAACUGGGACCCCAAGCUAGGUCCAAUGUCCAACUUCUUCGCGGCGUGUAACCGCAACAAACGCUCGAUAUGUCUCGACCUGAAGAGCCCCAAGGCGCACGAAAUCCUGUUCGAACUGGCAAAGGACGCCGACGUCAUAAUCGAGAAUUUCGUUCCCGGCAAGAUUGACGAGCUCGGUCUGGGAUAUGACAAGUUGAAACAAGUCAAUCCCCGGAUCAUCUAUGCUAGUAUUUCAGGUAUAGCUAUAUCCUUCACCUCACUGGCGCUGGUUCCCCAAGUCACUAAGCGGAGCUGCAUAGGAUACGGAUCCAAAGGACCCUGGGCCAAACGAGCCGGCUACGACAUGAUUGUAGGUGCGGAGGCUGGACUCAUGCACAUCACCGGCCCACGCGGUGGACCGCCGACCAAACCCGGCGUCUCGAUCAUCGACUUGUGCACGGGGCUGUACCUGCACGGGGCCAUCCUCGGAGCAUUACUGGCGCGCCAGGAGACGGGUCUGGGCCAACGCGUGACGGUGUCGCUGUUCGAGUCGAUGGUGUCGCUCCUGAUCAACGUGGGCAUGGACUGGGUCAACUCGGGACAGGAGGCCCAGCGGUGGGGGACGGCGCACCCGAGCGUGGUGCCCUACGACGCGUGGAAGACCAAGGACUCGCACGUCGUGACGGGCGCGUCGACGGAGCGCCAGUGGCGCCGGCUGUGCGACAUUCUCGGUCGGCCGGAUCUGGUCGACGACGAGAGGUUCGAGAACAACUCGGCCAGGGUCAAGAACAGGGAGGUCAUCACGCCCAUCCUGCGCGAGUGCUUCGAGAGCAGGACCACCGACGAGUGGCUCGAGCGCUUCGAGGGGAGCGGCAUGCCCUACGGGGCCAUCAACAACAUGGAACGCGUCUUCAAGCACCCGCAGAUCGAGGCUGGCGAGAUGCUUCAGCCGGUCGAGUACGAAGGGUUGAAGUCGGGCGUGCUCAAACUACUCGGUCCGCCCGUGAAGUUCUCCGAGGCCGCCACGCCCGUCAAACUCCGCCCACCGCUUCUGGGCGAACACACCUCGGAAGUCCUGAGGGAAAUUGGACUUUCCGACGCGGCCAUAGAAGACCUCCAGAAGACGGGUGUCACGCAAUAA
Molecule: messenger RNA, 1425 nt
Organism: Fonsecaea monophora
Lineage: Eukaryota; Fungi; Ascomycota; Eurotiomycetes; Chaetothyriales; Herpotrichiellaceae
Exons: 5
Coding region: 1-1425 (474 amino acids)
Molecular function (GO): catalytic activity
Source: RefSeq, a predicted model, not a curated record